Molecule: messenger RNA, 444 nt
Organism: Bipolaris maydis ATCC 48331
Lineage: Eukaryota; Fungi; Ascomycota; Dothideomycetes; Pleosporales; Pleosporaceae
Biological process (GO): regulation of transcription by RNA polymerase II
Cellular component (GO): nucleus
Source: RefSeq, a predicted model, not a curated record
UCUCCAGCGUCCCACCACACAAGCCGUUCUACAGACUCCCCUCAAUUUGGUGAUAACAAUGAAUCCCUACGGAAGAACCACAGCAGCAAACGCGGUAAAGAGCCGUCGCGCAAUGGGGACAACAAGAUAAUGUGCAAACACCAAGAGUGCCAGGGCAUAUCAUUCGAUCGCAAAUGCGACUGGAACAAACACAUGGACAAGCAUGACCGUCCUUACAAGUGCAAUGCCAAGGGUUGCGAAAAGGUCCAAGGAUUCACCUACAGGGGCGGCCUCGGUCGCCAUGAGCGCGAGGUUCACAAGAUGCACGGCGGUACGAAGAAAUCACUUUUUUGUCCGUUCGCCGACUGCAAGCGCUCCGGCGCCGGCUUCACACGGAAAGAGAAUCUCACUGAGCACAUCCGCCGCGUCCACCGGAGAACAUCAAUGUCAGCAGACUUGCACGGA